UUCGUCCAGUACUUAUUCCACCACAUUUGUUUGCAGAACAAGGAGCCUAUUUUCCUUCACUGCGUAGACACUAAACCACAGCGAGACAGAAACUGAGUGGGAAAGAGAGAGUGGGACACAAAGACACAGAGAAAGCUAUGCUUCAUAAUGGUGCUGGAGCAAGCAGAGGGCAGGCUGGCUGCAGCAGAACAGCAGCAGGAGCAGCAGAGCAGCAUGCUCAUCAUCAAGAGGAUGAGCCUUCUGAGAUCUCCAGAUCACACCUAAAGUCCAGAGCAAGCAGUUCACCUUUGACCUCUGCUCAGUGCGUUAUGAGUAAGAGUUCCAGUGAAAAAUCCAACAAUGAAUGUCUGCAGUUCAAAUUACAGAGACCAUCAGUUCUACGCAAGGGCAGCCAAGCUCUGCCACAAAUUUUUUCCAACCAGGUUGCUCUGGAUGACUGCCAGACAGAGAUUGUAUGUAAGGCUGAAUUUGAAAAUAGCCUGCCAGAUAACCCAACUUAUGGCACCAGCCAUCCCAGCAGCAGAGACAAAGGUUCUGGUCCAAGCCUUAAGCAAAGCACACCAGAUCGCCCUACUGAACCUUCACAGGUAUCCCUAGAGGGCUUGUUAUCUGCCAAAGGAGUGUGCAGAUGGCCAGACUGUAAAGAAGUGUUUACAGAGUUCACACACUUUCUGAAACAUCUUUAUUCUGAGCAUCCUCUUGGGGACCAAACUAUUGACCAAUGGAAAAUACAGAAAAAUGUCGUACAACACAUGGAGAAUCAGUUGACUGUGGAGAAACAAAGACUGCAGGCCAUGUAUCUUUAUCUAUUUGAUAUAAGAUCUUGUGCUGAAAGCAGCCCUAACCUGAAGCAGUCCAGUGGUCCAUCAGGAAACCUGCAGGCCAGUCAGGGUGUGGCCAGUUUCCAUGGUAACAACAGGGUCCAGGCUGAAAUGCUACUUCCAGGAUACUGGCAGAUUCCUACCUCACAGUUCAUACCAGGGAUUGUCCCCAGCAUUGAGUACUACAAAUACACAAACAUAAGGCCACCAUUCACUUAUGCAGCUAUGAUUCGAUGGGCGAUUCUAGAAUCCCCUGACAAGCAACUAACACUGAAUGACAUCUAUCACUGGUUCACACGGAUGUUCUCCUACUUCCGUCACAACACAGCCACAUGGAAAAACGCAGUGCGACACAACCUCAGCCUCCAUAAGUGCUUUGUGCGCGUGGAUGGAGGGAAGGGCUCUGUUUGGACAGUGGAUGAGGCAGAAUUUUUGAGAAGGAAGGGGCAGAAGAUCCACAGGGACCAAGAUAUGGGUUGGAUGGCACACUAUUCCAUGUUUUAUUCUUGAAAUGUCAUUCUCCAGUGAUGAGUCACACCUUGAGACAUUCCGAAUAACCACCACCAAAACCUCAGCCUUGUUCAUCAUCUCUUUUCAUUAGUGCAUUUUCAGGUUCAUCAGUUUCCCUUCCCUUUAAUUUGAUAGCUCAAGGAAGCAUAGCUCUAAAACGAGAGCUUUUGGCUCCAGAAAAAUGUUCUGCACCUGGAGAAGCAUAAAAUACUAAGGUUGAAAAGACUUGUAUUCCAUUGUACUAAAAAAGGUUUUGAUAAAAAUAGUUGUUUUUCAAAAUAAAAAAUAUAACACGAUUUACUUUCUUCGCGUUAUUUUUAACGCAAACAUAAUUUAUUAAAAAUUUUAUUCUAAA
Molecule: messenger RNA, 1686 nt
Organism: Electrophorus electricus (electric eel)
Lineage: Eukaryota; Metazoa; Chordata; Actinopteri; Gymnotiformes; Gymnotidae
Gene: foxp3a
Product: forkhead box P3a
Biological process (GO): regulation of transcription by RNA polymerase II
Cellular component (GO): nucleus
Molecular function (GO): RNA polymerase II cis-regulatory region sequence-specific DNA binding; DNA-binding transcription repressor activity, RNA polymerase II-specific
Source: RefSeq, a predicted model, not a curated record